AUGGUGGCCCUGUCGUGUAGUAAGGAUGGUGCUCCGAGCAAGUUGUGGAGGAGGAGGAGAGGGGUCGGGGGGGCGUCUCCAAGAGGCGAGGGGAAAAAAAAGCACACUAAACCCGGCCGAGCUGUGGUGGAAACUUGCAAGCAGCAUGCUGCCCCUCCCCAUAAAGGUGUUCAAUCCUUGCCUAUUGUGGCACGACUGGAGCAGCAUUUUGCCGUCCCCAGCGAGCGCCUGAACGGCAGCUGCUCUACACGUACUAUGCACUGGGCUGGUCUGCACUGCGUAUGCGCCGUGCAGGGCGCCUACGUUUUGGGCGCUCUGCCUCCAGCCACGGGCACAUGUACAGGCCCGGGCACAGGCACAGGCACAGGCAGAACGCUCAGAAUUGACGCUCUUGCCAUAUGUUCAUGGAUGGUCCCUCCUUCCCCAUCAAGGCCCGUCUCUCCCCAGUCCUGGUUGCCGUUGGAUCUCUGGCACGGCAGGUGCUCUACACACACCCCCACUGGCAGGGAAAGACCUACCCAAACAGCAUAUAGCUCGCCGCCCAGGCAACCCCCGAGGACAGACGGCAUGUCCAUCCAGCAGGGAGCGCGGCGCCCGACCUUCCCUGGAGGGGAGACGACGGUGAGGGAGCACGGGGCAGGAACAGCGCCGAGACAGAAGGGUGACGGCGAGGCCGCACUCCUGCAGGCCUGGCCUCGGCCGCUGUGUUCGCCCUGCCGCUGCUCGCUCGCUCCAUCAUUUCCUCAUUUUGGCUGCCUUGCCGUCGCCGUCGUCUUCCUGUUCUGUUUCUCGUUCCGUCUCGUCGUAAAUGCACAUGGUCCCCCUCCAUUUCCACCCCCGUCUUGCUCUAGUUUGCGGUAUUUCGGUCGCAUGGGGCAAGCAUGGGUCAAGCAUGACGACCUUUUUUUUCAACAGGUGUUUUGA
Messenger RNA from Gaeumannomyces tritici R3-111a-1, 924 nucleotides. RefSeq lists its product as hypothetical. Bases 1 to 924 code for a protein of 307 amino acids. Lineage: Eukaryota; Fungi; Ascomycota; Sordariomycetes; Magnaporthales; Magnaporthaceae. The record is from RefSeq and is a predicted model, not a curated record. The transcript is spliced from 3 exons.